Molecule: messenger RNA, 2399 nt
Organism: Lemur catta (Ring-tailed lemur)
Lineage: Eukaryota; Metazoa; Chordata; Mammalia; Primates; Lemuridae
Gene: DRD2
Product: dopamine receptor D2
Exons: 6
Coding region: 28-1272 (414 amino acids)
Biological process (GO): adenylate cyclase-inhibiting dopamine receptor signaling pathway; adenylate cyclase-activating adrenergic receptor signaling pathway
Cellular component (GO): presynaptic membrane; glutamatergic synapse
Molecular function (GO): G protein-coupled receptor activity; dopamine neurotransmitter receptor activity, coupled via Gi/Go
Source: RefSeq, a predicted model, not a curated record
UGGCCACCCUGUGGCUCCGCCGCCCCGAUGGAUCCACUGAAUCUGUCCUGGUACGAUGAUGACCUGGAGAGGCAGAACUGGAGCCGGCCCUUCAAUGGGUCGGAAGGGAAGGCGGACAGGCCCCAGUACAACUACUACGCCACGCUGCUCACCCUGCUCAUCGUCGUCAUCGUCUUCGGCAACGUGCUGGUGUGCAUGGCCGUGUCCCGCGAGAAGGCGCUGCAGACCACCACCAACUACCUGAUCGUCAGCCUCGCGGUGGCCGACCUCCUCGUGGCCACGCUGGUCAUGCCCUGGGUUGUCUACCUGGAGGUGGUGGGCGAGUGGAAAUUCAGCAGGAUUCACUGUGACAUCUUUGUCACCCUGGACGUCAUGAUGUGCACAGCCAGCAUCCUGAACCUGUGUGCCAUCAGCAUUGACAGGUACACAGCUGUGGCCAUGCCCAUGCUAUACAAUACGCGCUACAGCUCUAAGCGCCGAGUCACUGUCAUGAUCGCCAUCGUCUGGGUCCUGUCCUUCACCAUCUCCUGCCCGCUCCUGUUUGGACUCAAUAACACAGACCAGAACGAGUGCAUCAUCGCCAACCCGGCCUUCGUGGUCUACUCCUCCAUCGUCUCCUUCUACGUGCCCUUCAUCGUCACCCUGCUGGUCUACAUCAAGAUCUACAUCGUCCUCCGCAGGCGCCGCAAGCGAGUCAACACCAAGCGCAGCAGCCGAGCUUUCAGGGCCAACCUGAGGGCCCCACUCAAGGAGGCCGCCCGCCGGGCCCAGGAGCUGGAGAUGGAGAUGCUCUCCAGCACCAGCCCCCCGGAGAGGACCCGGUACAGCCCCAUCCCCCCCAGCCACCACCAGCUGACUCUCCCCGACCCCUCCCACCACGGCCUCCACAGCAAUCCCGACAGCCCCGCCAAACCAGAGAAGAAUGGGCAUGCCAAAGACCACCCCAAGCUUGCCAAGAUCUUCGAGAUCCAGUCCAUGCCCAAUGGCAAAACCCGGACCUCGCUCAAGACCAUGAGCCGCAGGAAGCUCUCCCAGCAGAAGGAGAAGAAGGCCACUCAGAUGCUCGCCAUUGUCCUCGGCGUGUUCAUCAUCUGCUGGCUGCCCUUCUUCAUCACGCACAUCCUGAACAUACACUGUGACUGCAACAUCCCGCCCGUCCUGUACAGCGCCUUCACGUGGCUGGGCUAUGUCAACAGCGCCGUGAACCCCAUCAUCUACACCACCUUCAACAUCGAGUUCCGCAAGGCCUUCCUGAAGAUCCUCCACUGCUGACUCUGCUGCCCGCCUGCACAGCAGCCUGCUUCCCGCCUCCCUGCCCAGGCCGGCCGGGCCUCACCCCUGCAAGCCAUGGGCAGGAAGGCCUGGGGUGGACGCGGCCUUCUGCUCACCCCGGCAGGCCCUGCAGUGUUAGCUUGGCUCUGCACCCCGCACACCCUCACUCUGCCAGGGUAGUGCUAGGGAGCUGGGCAUGGUACCAGCCCUGGGGCUGGACCACCCGGCUCAGGGGCAGCUCCCAGGGUCCCCCUCCGACCUCCAGGCCCCCUCUCCUUGGCACCAAAGAUGCAGCCAUCCUCUUGACCUUUCUCUGGGGCUCUGGGGUCGCCGGGGCCAGAGUCGGGGCCCAGAGGCGGAGUGCUCUCUGUUUGUUAGGCUUGGCCUGGGGCAGGCAGUGGGGAGAGGUGGACAGUUCACACCCCACGAGGCCCACACAAGGGAAGCAAGAGCUUUUGCCAAGGACCCAGGUGACCAUUCAGCCCUGGAUGACCCAUGUACAUACCAGACUGCAGGACGGACCCCAGAGAAGACCAAGCCAAAAAUCUCAGCUCCCACCUCCACCCCGAUGUGAGCCUCUACUGUCCACGCCAGUGGGUCCCAACACGUCCCGCCCCAUUACAGCUCCCCAUGUGGUUUCCACAUGCUCUGAUGGGGGGAACUCUAAUCUCGAAGGCCCCAGGGACAUCUGUGGGGAGAGGAACCCCUGGCCCUAGCCCGCUCUGCCGCCUUCCGAUGGCCUCAGAUGCAGCCCCUCUCACAGCAGAUGUGGCCACCCGGGGCCAGGUAGGGAAGGCGGCCUUGGAACCAUGUCAGGGCCUGGGCCGGGGGGCGUCUGAGGUUCUUUGGGGGCUGCCUCCUGCCACACUCUGACGCAAAGACACUUUCCUUUUCUAUUCCCUUUGGCGUCUUCUCUCUCCUGUGUCCCCUCCCUUCCACUGCCUCUGCCUUAGAGGAGCCCAUGGCUAAGAGGCUGCUGGAUACCAAUUGGCCUGGCCUGGCCCUGCCCUGAGGGAGGAGGGGAAGCUGCAGCUUGGGGGAGCCCCGGGCCCCAGACUCUGUAACAUCACUCCCCAUGCACCAAACUAAUAAAACUUUGACAAGAGUUGCUCUCCAGGGCCCUGGGG